Messenger RNA from Paramecium octaurelia, 203 nucleotides. The record is from the annotation of a GenBank genome assembly. Lineage: Eukaryota; Ciliophora; Oligohymenophorea; Peniculida; Parameciidae.
AUGAUCUCAAAUGAAAAAGGCCUUGGUUUGGUAUUCUACCUUAUCAUUAUCAUGUUAAUAUUUGGGAUGGCUAUAGCUAUAUUUAAUUAUUUUAAAUAAUUCAGAAUCAAAUAGAAGGAAAUAUAGAGACUAUUUUAAAACUGGUAGUAGUAAUUAGAAAAUUCACAAGACAAAAUUUUUUAUUAUAGACAGUCCUAGUAUGA